AUGCAAGCAAUCACUGACAAGAUGUUGUUCACCCUCCCAGACUUCAUGGCAACAACUCCUGAGCCAAAGAAGGACCAUCGUCCCCGCCCAUUAAAGCUUUCCAGAUCCUUCAUCAAACCUCCCCCCGCAAGUCCGGAUCUGGGUACUCGUCCCCAACGAGCCAGCACAUUUCAGAAUGGGGCAAUGGCGGGAAGCCCGGCAGAUACGUCGGCUUCGUCUAAGGAGAAUUUGAACCUCCGAACACCAUCAGAUGUGUUUGAAAAAGGCGACUCUGAUGAUGAGGAUGAAGGAGCUGCUGAGAUGAACGGGAAGCUGCCUGACGACUUCGAUCAACUUCCAAUAGAGCUUGUUAGCUUGAGUGACAGCUUCAUCGACUCGCUUUCUGCUAAAGUUCAUCCUACCCCACCAACGGUGGACAAACUAUCCGGCCUGUUCCAAGACUUCUACGUAGUUGCUGCCAGCCACAUUAACACCCAUAUCUCCGCACUUUCAUCCAGGCAGCACAGGUCGAACUCUCCGGCCCCCACUACUGUUGCGGGAAAGAUACGGGCAAAAGCCGCCUCGAUCAGUAGCAAGGACAGGCCAAAGAUUUCAUCCGCAAGGAAGGAAUCAGAACAACAGAUGCUGACCACUGAGGAAAUUGCGGAACGCAAACGUGCCCGAAAGGUCCUUGAGCAAAAGAGGGUGGCACUGGAAGAAGCUGUUGAGAGGAGAGUUACGGAAGGAAUCUACAGCAGGAUUUGGAGGCACAGAAGUACACAGGAUGAGGCCCAGGACGAGAAGUUACGAUCAAAGACUGCCGCUCUCUCGGUUGUGGGCAUUGGUUUGACAGAUCUCGGAAUUGACCUAGGUCAAGAGUCAAGCGAGAACCCAGAUGCGACGGGUAACAAGGAGAAAGAGGUCAAAGAAUGGCUUGAAGGUGCUAGAGUGGAGCUUAUUGCCAUGAACGAUGAGAAGCACCCUCUCGGUAAAUUGCAACACCUGAAGGCAGCCCACAAAGCGAUUGUCGAUACGCUUUCACACUUCCACCCUUCUUCAUCUGCUGAUGAAAUCAUGCCAAUGUUAAUAUAUACCUUGAUUACUUCCAGACCCGAAGGUAUCGACGUCAUCAGCAACUUGUAUUUCAUUCAGAGGUUCCGCAACGAAAUCAAGAUAGAUGGGGAAGCUGCAUACUGCUUGACGAAUCUGGAAGCUGCGAUUACGUUCCUUGAGACCGUCGACCUCGCAAGCCUUAGAGCGGACGAAAAACCAUCAGGACCUCAAAAAUCGAACAGUGGACCCACCACACCGCGAGUGGAGAAGCACGAUCCAUUGCUCUCGCUGACAAGCUCCCCGGAACCAUCGGCUCCUGAAGUCAACUCCAACAACACAAGUCCCACAUUGUCAAAAUCUCAACCGUCCCCUGUCGGACUCAAGCCGAUACAGGCGCAAAACCGACGAAUUAGCGGCAUGUUUCAGCCGCCAGCGGUACUGGGUGCAGCUGGCGACGCUGUCAUGAAUACCGCCGACCAGGGGUUCAAAACUAUCGGUAACAGUCUUGGGGAUAGUUAUAAGUUUCUUGUUGGCAAACUCAAAGAGCGGCAGGAAGAAGCCACGGGAAAGAAAGCUGAGAUCAUUGUUCCCAAGACGCUCGAUGAUGCCAGGAAGCUUGUCAGCACACCUCCUCUAGAGGAAGAGGAAUCAGCCAGUGGAGCAAGCUCGCUUCACAGCACAGAAGUGACUGGAGUGACUGGAGUGGCAGGUCGGACUAGAGCCGAUUCUGGCUCAAAGCUAGACGACAAGGUCCUCAGUAUCAUCGGAGGCCGAAAGCUCGCUCGUGAUAGGAGUACAGAUAGCGUGAGGAGCGCCAGCACGAAUGCCAGCAGCAGCAAGAAGGUGGCAUUCGCCCAUGAAAAUGCAGAUAAAUCUUCGUCACCGCUACACAUCUCGCCAGCACCGACUUCAGCACCGUCAGGAAACCCUGCCAUUGUGGAGUCGAUGCGUAAUCUUGGAAAUUCAUUAAAUCCAAUAAACAGGAUCGCUGGAAUGGGAAUGAUGCGUGGAUUUGGGCGCUCGAUGACUCUACCUACCACUCCCACCACUCCCACCACCACUCCCACCACGCCUGCUCCUAGUAAAACGGUACCCGAUGGCGGUGUUACUGAGUUGACAACCGUAGGCAGUCCUUCCUCUUCCCCUCCUCCAAUUUUUCAACUCUCCUCUAACGUCAAAAAGGCAUUCCCAGAUCUCGCACCUUCCCUCCCAGCAAAAGAAGUGCAAAAGAUCGCUCCACCAAUUAAGAAGUUCAUGGACUUGCAGAACCCAGGAGAGCUGCGCAUCAACGAGGUAUUGGAGUUAUUACGAGACUACAGGCGGUUGGCGGGGGCGCUGAAGGACAUGGGUGCUGUUUGA
Molecule: messenger RNA, 2391 nt
Organism: Drepanopeziza brunnea f. sp. 'multigermtubi' MB_m1
Lineage: Eukaryota; Fungi; Ascomycota; Leotiomycetes; Helotiales; Drepanopezizaceae
Source: RefSeq, a predicted model, not a curated record